Molecule: messenger RNA, 1878 nt
Organism: Nerophis lumbriciformis (worm pipefish)
Lineage: Eukaryota; Metazoa; Chordata; Actinopteri; Syngnathiformes; Syngnathidae
Gene: kin
Product: Kin17 DNA and RNA binding protein
Biological process (GO): DNA replication; DNA damage response
Cellular component (GO): nucleus
Molecular function (GO): double-stranded DNA binding
Source: RefSeq, a predicted model, not a curated record
UUCCGUUAUCUCGCGAGAAUUUAACACCUUGUUUUGUGAGGAUUUUCGCCAGGCCGAAAAUGGGGAAAGCCGACUUUUUCUCGCCCAAGGCGAUAAGCAACCGGAUCAAAUCAAAAGGUCUGCAGAAGCUGAGGUGGUAUUGUCAAAUGUGUCAGAAGCAAUGCCGAGAUGAGAAUGGCUUUAAAUGUCACUGCAUGUCCGAGUCCCACCAGAGGCAGCUGCUGCUCGCCUCGGAGAGCCCUCACAAGUUUAUGGACUUCUUUUCCAAUGAAUUCAAAACUGGAUUUCUUGACCUGCUGCGAAGACGUUUCGGGACCAAGCGCGUGCACAACAACAUAGUGUACAACGAGUAUAUCAGCGACCGCGAGCACAUUCACAUGAAUGCCACGCGCUGGGAGACGCUCACUGUCUUCACCAAAUGGCUGGGCAGGCAAGGUUUGUGUAAGGUGGACGAGACGCCGAAAGGCUGGUACAUCGAGUACAUCGACCGUGACCCAGAGACCCUCCGCCGCCAGGAGGAGCUGGCGAAGAGGAAGAAGCACGAGUUGGACGACGUAGAGAGGAGCGCCAAGUUCAUCGAGGACCAAGUCCGCCGAGGCCUAAGCACCAAGGAGGAGGAGGAAGAUCCAGUUUAUACUGAGCUGCAGCGAGAGAACGAAGAGGAAAAAAUUGCUUUUAAUAUGGCCAGUGGUGCAUCAUCAGCUGGGCCUUCAACAUCAAGUUCCCUCGCGGCCUCCAGCGCGCUGAAGAAGGCGUCCUCGUCAGUUAAGAGGAAAGACACGUCCUCUGCUUCCGAGUCGAGGGACAAAAAGAAGAAGUCUGCCUUGGAGCAGAUCAUCGAGAGUGAAGAGCGAAUGAGGCAGAAGCAGCAGCCCGUCAGGACCGACAACUGGUUGCAGCCCGACAUUGUUGUCAAGGUGGUCACCAAAAGGCUGGGAGAGAAGUAUCACAAGAAGAAGGCCGUCGUCAUGGAAGUGCUAGAGAAAUACACGGCAGUGGUGAAGAUGGUCGACUCGGGAGACAAACUGAAGCUGGACCAGAACCACGUGGAAACAGUCAUACCUGCACCAGGAAAACGUGUGAUGAUCCUAAACGGAAACCAGCGAGACACUGAGGCUGUGUUGGAGGGCAUCGACGAGAAGAACUUCUGUGCUUCGCUCACGCUUGAUUCUGGUCCACAGAAGGGUAAGCGAGUGGAGGUCGCCUACGAGGACUUCUCCAAGUUGGCAUGAACCAACUUUCUUUUUCUUUUUUUUCCACUGAAGGACUCUACUAUGUCAGAGUUUUAUCACUUUUAUAGACAUUUCCUCUUUAUGGAGCAAGCAUUUUGUUGUUUAAAUCACAAUCAAAUCAAACUUUACAUUACUGAUUUUGAUUCCGAUGAAUUUUUGACAGAUAAAUGAAAAUGUAGAGGGAAAAAAAGUCAUUCAUAGGAAGCUGUUGAGGUCGGGGACGAUGUAGUGGCUGUAGUGGCCGUCGAUGAAGCCCUUCCCGCUGUUGUGUACGAACCAGCAGUAGACGUCUGAUCCACGUCGCUUGUCCCGCCGGUAAUCCUUUUGCCAGCCCCUGACAAGAACAGCCAGCAGAUGGCGCCAUUUAGUGAAGAACUUGGCUUGUAUAGCCGCCCUGUCACAAGGAAUAACUCACCUGGUGACCUGCAGCUGGUUGCCCUUCACCUCCAUGGUGGCCUCCUUCUUCAUGGGGUCGGCGCCGUUAUGGAUGUCGUAAAUGUUCACUUGAGGCUCAUUGGAGAACUGACCUGAGGGACCACACACACAAAACAAUCUUGUGGUGUGCAUGCUACAUGCAGUAUGCCCAGGCAAACAUGAUUUUUUGCAGUUAAACAUCUACAAUAAAUGUUUAUGUAUUUGCAAAUAA